CCGACGCGGUUUUUAUCAUUUUACCGCCAAAGGUCCGCGACCGCGGAGAGCCGGCACCUCCGCCCGCGCCCCCACCUGAGCUGUCAGCGGCGCGGGAGGCAGGUGGAGGAGGCUGCGUCCGUUUAUUGAGACGCCGCCGACGUGACAGGGUUUACGAGCGCACGAUGGAGAGACAGCAAAUCAGACAAUGUGCAUCCACGUGUCCAUGAAAUAAAAUAAAACAAAGUAAAACACAGAGCCGGCUAUAAAUAGAGACUUCGACCCGAUUUUCCUGCCGCGCGAUCUUUUUUGGCUCAACGACAUGAACGUGACAAUUGACAUGCGUCACCAACACAGGUGUCGCACGAAAGAUUAGGUGCGCACGUUAAAAAUGUUGCUGUCAGACAAGCCGGGCAGUGUUUUUAUUUUUAUUCCGUUGACAGAUGAGAGAACAAAGGGAACCUGUCCACAUGUCCCCGUUGCAGGGCCCCCGCCGCAGCUCUAAGUCUCAUUGGCCAGCGCAGCGACACGACCCGACCCAUCGCGUGUCACGACACUGAGAAAACCUAACGUCGGCCGCUGUGAUUGGCUUAAAUGUUUGGCGCCUCUUGCAUCUGCUGCAGCCGUAGUGGGCGGUGAGUGUGAGACGAGGAGCAGUUUGAACCGUAGCAGCGCCGAGGCGGAAACAUUGAAAUUGUUUCAAAAUUUAUAGGCAGGGUGGAAUUUAACUGUGUGAUUCCCAUCCACAAACGCGGUGUCUUUAGUACUAAAGCCAGGCCGAAAGUGGUGGGAACGGCAGAUUCUUCUGUUGGCCGACUCUGGGUACGUAAAGCCGGUGUCGCGCAAAGUGAAUCGCUCUCUCCUCCCGAGCUAACUGCUAACUAGCCGCCAAGCUAACGUUACAGCUAGCCGGAACACGGAGCCAGCUAAUCCCGAACACAAAGGACGACUUUGCCCGUGUUUGUGAUAUCGAUCCCGAAUAACUCCGUUGAAUGAGGACUGAGCCUCCUGUGCAGGUUGAUCAUGGUGCUCACAGGGAAGCGCUCGGAGAAAGGUCCUGCCUGCUGGAAGAGGAGGGUGAAGUCUGAGUACAUGAGGCUUCGGCAGCUCAAACGCUUCAGACGGGCCGACGAGGUCAAGAGCAUGUUCAACACCAAUCGUCAGAAAAUCAUGGAGCGAACUGACAUUUUGAACCAGGAGUGGAAGACCAGGCGAAUCCAGCCUGUUCACAUCAUGACGUCUGUCAGCUCUCUAAGAGGCACCCGAGAGUGUACGGUGGACAGUGGUUUCUCUGAGUUCCCCAGGCAGGUCAUCCCCCUGAAGACACUCAACGCUGUGGCCUCAGUCCCGGUCAUGUACUCCUGGUCACCGCUGCAGCAGAACUUCAUGGUUGAGGAUGAGACAGUGCUCCAUAACAUCCCCUACAUGGGAGAUGAGAUCCUGGACCAGGAUGGCACUUUCAUUGAGGAGCUCAUCAAGAACUAUGAUGGCAAAGUCCACGGAGACAGAGAGUGCGGCUUCAUCAACGAUGAGAUCUUCGUGGAGCUGGUCAACGCUCUGUCGCAGUACAGCGACAACGAGGAUGAUGAUGAGGAGGAGGAACCCGACUUCAAGGUAGACAAAAUGGAGAUGUGUGACGGCAAGGAGCACCCGGAGGACCCCCGCAAGGAUGGGCUCAUUAACAAUGAGAGCCGAACCAGCAAUGACAGCACCAAGAAGUUUCCCUCUGACAAGAUUUUUGAAGCCAUCUCCUCCAUGUUCCCCGACAAGGGCUCCACUGAGGAGCUCAAAGAGAAGUACAAAGAGCUGACGGAGCAGCAGCUGCCCGGCGCACUGCCACCUGAAUGCACACCGAACAUCGACGGUCCCAACGCUCGCUCCGUGCAGCGCGAACAGAGCCUGCACUCCUUCCACACUCUGUUCUGCAGACGCUGCUUUAAAUACGACUGCUUCCUCCACCCUUUCCAUGCAACUCCAAAUACCUAUAAACGCAAGAACUUGGAGAACCUGGUGGAAAGUAAGCCCUGUGGCAUCGACUGCUACAUGUACCUGGUGCAGGAUGGGAUGGUGAGGGAGUACCCUGCAGGUGUGGUUGCCGAGCGGGCCAAGACGCCCUCCAAACGCACGGUGGGGCGUCGCCGCGGACGACUGCCGAACAGCAACAGCCGGCCCAGCACCCCGACUGUUUCCUCGGAAACAAAAGACACGGACAGCGACCGUGAGGGCAGCAAAGAAGACGAGCGGGACAACGACAAAGAUGACGACGACAAGAAGGACGAGAACACCAGCAGCUCAGAGGGUAACUCACGGUGUCAGACUCCGGUGAAGAUGAAGCUGACUGGCGAGGCUGAAGCGGUGGAGUGGAGCGGGGCCGAAGCCUCUCUGUUCAGGGUUCUCAUCGGGACGUACUACGACAACUACUGCGCCAUCGCACGGCUCAUAGGGACCAAGACCUGCAGACAGGUUUACGAGUUCAGGGUCAAGGAGUCGAGCAUCAUCGCUCGGGCUCCUACUGAAGACGAGGACACGCCGCCUAGAAAGAAGAAGAGGAAACACAGAUUGUGGGCCACUCACUGCAGGAAGAUCCAGCUGAAGAAAGAUGGUUCGUCCAAUCACGUGUAUAAUUACCAGCCAUGUGACCACCCACGGCAGCCCUGUGACUCCUCCUGCCCCUGCAUCACCGCUCAAAACUUCUGUGAAAAGUUCUGCCAGUGCAGCUCUGAGUGUCAGAACCGUUUUCCAGGGUGUCGGUGCAAAGCCCAGUGUAACACCAAGCAGUGUCCCUGCUACCUGGCAGUGAGGGAGUGUGACCCUGACCUAUGCCUGACCUGCGGUGCUGCAGACCACUGGGACAGCAAGAACGUGUCCUGCAAGAACUGCUCCAUCCAGAGAGGAGCCAAGAAGCACCUGCUGCUGGCCCCGUCAGACGUGGCAGGCUGGGGCAUCUUCAUCAAAGAGCCGGUCCAGAAAAACGAGUUCAUCUCUGAGUACUGUGGAGAGAUUAUCUCUCAGGAUGAAGCAGACCGCAGAGGCAAGGUCUACGACAAAUACAUGUGCAGCUUCCUCUUCAACCUCAACAAUGACUUUGUUGUUGACGCCACGAGGAAAGGCAACAAGAUCCGCUUUGCCAACCAUUCUGUCAAUCCUAACUGCUAUGCAAAAGUGAUGAUGGUGAACGGGGAUCACAGGAUAGGGAUCUUUGCCAAGAGAGCCAUCCAGACUGGAGAGGAACUCUUCUUCGACUACAGGUACAGCCAGGCUGACGCUCUGAAGUACGUUGGGAUCGAGCGGGAGAUGGAGAUCGCCUGACUCUGACUUCUACCUCCUGUGGAUCAGCGACACAAAGGCCUUACACACAAACACAAACAAACACACCUUCACUUCAGGAAAUCCAGGCGACUUGUCAAAAUGCUAGAAAGCUUCAGGAAAACUGGGAAUAUUUGAAGCAGAGUUUUGUUGCCUUUUUUUUUUUUUUUUUUUUUCCCCCAAAUACUUUUCAUAUGUUUCUCAUUUUUCUUCUGCUGUCAACGAAUCUUCCUCUUCUGUCGGGGCGACAGUUUUGGAUUCAUAACUCUUCCCUCAGCUGAAGGUGCAGAUCACCUACAAACUGACUCAUUUGUUGUAUUUUUAAAAAAACGAAAAACAAAAAACCUAUAAAUUAAGUGUUCUACAGUGAGAGAAGACAAAUCCACGGCUAUAUGUUUAAAAAUGGCUUUUCAAUUCAAGCUUCAGGGACCAAAAUCCUCCACCAGCCGCUUGCAUAUACCACUGACUGCACUCUUGUUUGUACCCCUUCUGUGUGCAGCCACAUGUGGGUCGGUUGUCGUGUUGUGUGAUCAGUGUGUUUUUAUACAGUGUGAACUGAACCAGCCGCGCCCCCCAGAGCGCGAGAUCACUGUCUGUCUGUCUGUAAAGCAGGACGGCGUUCACAAAGCAGCGUCGCACCAAAUCCGAACGCGAAACCAACCCACCCCCCCCGGGGUGAUGCAGUUGCGUUUUGAACGCCAUGUGAUGGAGCAUUGACACUUGAUGGUAUCUGACAUAUUGGAUUCGGGCAAAGCUGAAACGAUUAGUCGAUCUACGCAAAAUUGGUCGGCAACAGUUUUGAUAACCUAAUAAUAAUAUAUAUAAUAUAAUAUAUAUAUAAUACCCUAAUUCAAGUUGCUGGCUUUUCACCUUUUCUCUGUCUUAUGUGAUGGUAAACUUAAUCUCUCAGGGCUUUGAACAGUUUGAUCCACAAAACAAGACAUCAGACAGCAUGUGUGUUACUAAAAUAUGUUUUGGAAAGUUUAUAUGUUCAAAAAAAAAUCUUUGAAAAUCAAAUUAUGACUUUAGAUGAGGGCUGAGACUAAUGGUUAUUGUACUAAUUUCCACCCCCCUUUCAUUUUAUGGACCAAUCAUACGUUCCCAGGGUCCUGUUUGGUCCGACCCUCAGUCCAAAACCCAAAGAUGUUCAGUUUACCAUGAUAUAAAACGGAGAAAAGCAGGUGGGAUGUACCUGUCAUCAGCACCUGCAGCAACAGUGAGAACCAGGCGACGGAUGUUCACCAACGGUCUACGUUUCCGUUAACUUUCUGGAUUUUAACACGUGGGCUGUUUGGUUUUUCUGGACUUGACUCUGCUUUGUGACGCUGCUUCUGCUUCAGGUGCUAAUGUGAAAGGAUCUUUUAAAAAGAAGAAGAAGAAAAAACAAAACAAACCAGGACACCUUCACUGCAACGGGAAAGUCAACUGCAGCCAAACAUUUGAACCUUUUGUCUGGGUGAAGUUGAAGUUUCCUCCCCUGAAUUCAUGAGUGGUGCUGCUUUCUACCAAACCAAAACCAGACUGACGCUGGCGGAGGUUUUCACUCACGUUCUCCUCCGAUGCUCUGCUGUCUCUGCUGCCGUCUGUCUGUUGAGUUAAAGUUUUCCUCAGCAGCACUGUGCUCCACCUUUACUCCAGUCCACUGUGCUUUUAGAUCGGGUCGUUUCCCAGUCGUUCGUGAUGAAACCGAACCUUUUGUAGUGAUGAAAUUGAUCCUAGACUAGGGUUUAAAUAGCAGUUUACAAAACAUCUGGAUUUACAAAUCUCUCAACUGUUUUAUUUAUUUUAGCGAGAAGAAACAAAUAUCUAAAUAUUCAGGUAGUUACUCAGCUUUUAAAGGGCUGCAAAUUACAAGUUUCAUGAUUAUUAAUGUUAGUUUUUUUUUUUUUUU
This is a messenger RNA of Xiphias gladius (swordfish), 5176 nucleotides long. RefSeq names its product enhancer of zeste 2 polycomb repressive complex 2 subunit (gene ezh2). Lineage: Eukaryota; Metazoa; Chordata; Actinopteri; Istiophoriformes; Xiphiidae. Gene Ontology annotation, molecular function: histone H3K27 methyltransferase activity; protein binding. The transcript is spliced from 19 exons. Gene Ontology annotation, biological process: chromatin remodeling. Bases 1003 to 3288 code for a protein of 761 amino acids. The record is from RefSeq and is a predicted model, not a curated record.